Messenger RNA from Penicillium oxalicum, 816 nucleotides. Its product is annotated as RNA-binding signal recognition particle subunit SEC65. The transcript has 2 exons. Lineage: Eukaryota; Fungi; Ascomycota; Eurotiomycetes; Eurotiales; Aspergillaceae. The record is from RefSeq and is a predicted model, not a curated record. Gene Ontology annotation, molecular function: 7S RNA binding. Bases 1 to 816 code for a protein of 271 amino acids. Gene Ontology annotation, biological process: SRP-dependent cotranslational protein targeting to membrane; SRP-dependent cotranslational protein targeting to membrane, signal sequence recognition. Gene Ontology annotation, cellular component: signal recognition particle, endoplasmic reticulum targeting.
AUGUCGCACCACGCCCGCAUCGAAGAGGUGUCUGACUCGGAUCCGGAUGAGGUCGCACCCUCAGACUCGAUGGCAGUCGACUCCAUCAUCGAGCCCGCGUCAAUUCCUAAGCGUGCGAACCCACCUCCCGCCGCACCCUCGCCGAUGGCCUCAAUGGCCUCGAUGGCGCAACAGCUUCCGGAGCCGCAGCGCGAGAUCCCCAGGCAUUUUCAAUGUCUUUAUCCAGUAUAUUUCGACAAGUCGCGCUCGCGCGCAGAGGGUCGCAAGGUCGGCUCUGAGCUCGCAGUCGAGAAUCCUCUAGCUCGCGACAUCUUGGAUGCAGUGCAGAUGGUUGGGCUACAGGCCGGAUUGGAAGCAGACAAACUUCAUCCCAAGGACUGGGCAAAUCCCGGCCGUGUGCGGGUACUUCUGAAGAAUGAGGAUGGUCGGCUGAUCAACCCGAAGAUCAAGAACAAGCACCACCUCUACAUUCUUGUUGCCCAAUAUCUCAAGUCUCAUCCAACCACCGAGCAAUCACCGUACCGCUUGCGAAUUCGCGGAUUGCCUAUGCCUGAGAAGCUCCCCGCAGCUCCCUCCGCCCCGCGGGGUUGGAAGAUUGGCAAGAUCCUGCCUAUCCACUCUCCCGCUUACAGCGGCGGGGGUGUGAGCGACAACCCGUUCAAGGAGGCCAUGGCCGAAAUGCAGAACAUGCAGGGGAUGCCGGGAAUGCCCUCAAUCCCGGGACUGGCAGACAUGGCCGCGCUGGGUGGCGGUGAGCCUGCCGGAGCAGGCGGCUCAGAAAAGAAGAAAAAGGAUAAGAAGAAGGGCAAGGCCUGA